AUGGGACACAACAGCGAAACAGCUGGGGCCGGUACAGCAGCCACCCGCAUGUUGCGGCAUCACAUCAUAGGUCUCCCAUCGACGGUCGCCAACCUACCCUCCCUUGUCGUCGUAUUGACUUGCCUCGCCGUCUAUGUGACCGUGUGCCGCCUGCUCCGCUUCCGCCGCGCUGCCGCCAUGCACCGCCAAUUCGACCACGCAUACACAGACCGCGCGUCCCUCGCCGCCAUGACCACCAACGACGCCCAGGCGAUCGUGGCCACCAUCCAGCAGCGCGAGUUCCCCUUCAUGUACACCCUGGCCAUUGAGUUUGGCAUCUUCAAGACGUAUGGCAUCCCCACCAUUUCGCGCAUCGUCGGCGCCACGCGCGCCGUGACCGAUCCGCUGCCGGCCGCCAAGCGCGCCGCCGACACGCUGGCAAUCAUCAGCGAGUUUUCGGUCAACCCGCCGACGUCUGUCCGAGCGCUGCAGGCCAUUGCGCGCAUGAACUACCUGCAUAGCAAGUACCGUGCGGCCGGCCAGAUCCGCAACGCCGACCUGCUGUACACCCUGGCCGCCUGCGUCACGGAGCCCAUCCGGUUCAUUGGCCGCUAUGAGUGGCGCCCGCUCAGCGACCUGGAGCGCUGUGCCAUUGGCGUGUUCUGGAUGGGCCUCGGGAAGGCUAUGGGGAUCGAGUACGGGCCGACCAGCGAAACGGGUCCCCGGGCCCAGGGCCUCGAAAAGGGCGCCGGCCGCAGCUGGCGCGACGGUCUGGAGUUUGUCGACGCCAUAUCCGCAUGGGCGGAGGAGUAUGAGCGCGCCGCCAUGGGCCUGCACCCGGCCAACAUCCCGCCCGCCCGGCGCCUGACGGCCAUGCUGCUGCAGCUCGUACCGUCUGCCCUCGAACCCUUUUGUGUCGAGGCCCUGACCGUGCUCAUGAGCGACCGCAUGCGCGCGGCCUUUGCCUACGAGACGCCUGGCCUGGCUGCGUGCCUCGUGACGUAUGGCGCCCUGGCCGUGCGCCGGUUUGUGCUCCGGCAUCUCACGCUGCCACGCUUUGGCGUCUACCGCGUGGCCAGUGCCCAGGCCGAUCCAGCCACGGGCCGUGUGCAGCUCAACGAGUACCUGACACACCCGUGGUACAACGCGCCGACGCUGUGGAAUCGCUGGGGGCCCAUGGCGCUGCUGAGGCGGGCCGUCGGUGGCGCGGUGCCGGGAGAUGCGCGACCUGCAGAUAAAGAUGACCGACGGGGAGCACACAGGGAGGGUGGAAGGGGCAGAGGCAAAGGGGGCAGAACUUAUUUGCCUGAAGGAUUCCUGGUAUUGGACCUGGGACCCUUCAGUUUCAUGGGCGUGGGGAAGGAAGAGACGGCGGCAGAAAUGGAGCGGCUGCGCACGAUACGGACAGGCGGCUGUCCGUUGGGGUGA
Sporothrix brasiliensis 5110 is the source of this 1407-nucleotide messenger RNA. RefSeq lists its product as uncharacterized. NCBI's taxonomy places the organism in Eukaryota, Fungi, Ascomycota, Sordariomycetes, Ophiostomatales, Ophiostomataceae. The transcript has a single exon. The coding region runs from base 1 to 1407 and encodes 468 amino acids. The record is from RefSeq and is a predicted model, not a curated record. Gene Ontology annotation, molecular function: oxidoreductase activity.